UCACCGGGAGCUUGGCCCUGGGGACAAAUCAGGGACCUCUUUCUCAAGGUUGCCACCAGGCGAGCUGCUGCCCUGCCCUGCUGCCGUCUCUCCUGCCUUACCCACUCCCUCCCGGCCCACGUUUGCCCGUGGAAAACAGCCCCAGGCGCCUCCCCGCGCCUCCAUCUUCCACACGGGAAGGGAGAAUAACAAAUCCGGCCCCGCCAGGCUGGGAGCGAAGCUUCGCCUCCCCCCCGUCAGAGCGCCCGGAGAAGAGGCAGCAGGAUGGCCGACCCAGACACCCACCUCCGGCAGCCCUGGCGCAUGGUGCAUGGCAUCCCCAUGGUCAACGCCUUCACCCACAACUGGGACAAGGUUGACAUGUUCCAGAGCCACCCCGAGGACACCGUGGUGGCCAGCUUCCCCAAAUCUGGCACCACCUGGGUCAGUGAGAUUGUGGACAUGAUCCUGAAAGGCUGUGACCCUGAAAAGUGCAAGCAGGAUGCCAUCAGCAACCGGGUGCCCAUGCUGGAGUUUGCCGCCCCUGGGAGCAUGGUGCCAGGCACGGAGCAGCUGGAGGCCAUGGCACCCCCUCGCAUCAUCAAGACCCACAUCCCAGCUCAUAUCUUGCCCAAAUCCUUCUGGGAAAACCACUGCAAGAUACUCUAUGUGGCACGCAAUGCCAAGGAUGUGGCCGUUUCCUUCUACCACUUUGACCUGAUGAACAAGUUACACCCGCACCCUGGGACAUGGGCCCAGUACCUGGAGGAGUUUAUGGCCGGCAGAGUGGCAUAUGGCUCCUGGUACAACCACGUCAAGGGCUACUGGGAGAGGAGGAAGGAUCACCCCAUCCUUUACCUCUUCUACGAGGACUUGAAGGAGGAUCUCCGCCGGGAGGUUGCCAAGGUGGCCCAGUUCCUGGGACAGGAGCUGCCAGAGGCGGCCCUGGACACCAUCACCCGACACACCUCCUUCGAGACCAUGCGGGACAACCCCACCACCAACUACAGCAUGGUGCCCUCCCAGGUCAUGGACCACAGCGCCUCCCCUUUCAUGCGCAAAGGCAUCACUGGAGACUGGAAGAAUCACUUCACCGUGGCCCAGAACGAGCGCUUUGACCAGGACUACGCACGGAAGAUGUCGGACACCGACCUGCGCUUCCGCACCCAGAUCUGAGACUCCCUGGUUUAUAUCCUCCCCAUCCAACCCACCAUUCCCGGUCCCGGCACUGCCCACAGGCCUCCCUCCUCCUUGUGCCACAGGGAAUUUUGCAGAAAUAAAGUUUUAUCUCUGCAUCUUCCUCCCA
Pezoporus occidentalis (night parrot) is the source of this 1285-nucleotide messenger RNA. Its product is annotated as sulfotransferase 1B1-like. Lineage: Eukaryota; Metazoa; Chordata; Aves; Psittaciformes; Psittacidae. The record is from RefSeq and is a predicted model, not a curated record. The transcript is spliced from 9 exons. Gene Ontology annotation, cellular component: cytoplasm. Gene Ontology annotation, molecular function: aryl sulfotransferase activity. The coding region runs from base 265 to 1155 and encodes 296 amino acids. Gene Ontology annotation, biological process: sulfation.